Messenger RNA from Macadamia integrifolia, 1477 nucleotides. Its product is annotated as GATA transcription factor 12-like. Bases 131 to 1189 code for a protein of 352 amino acids. The transcript has 2 exons. The record is from RefSeq and is a predicted model, not a curated record. Lineage: Eukaryota; Viridiplantae; Streptophyta; Magnoliopsida; Proteales; Proteaceae. Gene Ontology annotation, cellular component: nucleus. Gene Ontology annotation, biological process: positive regulation of DNA-templated transcription. Gene Ontology annotation, molecular function: zinc ion binding; sequence-specific DNA binding.
GCUGUCUCUGUGUCACCUUCACAAGCACAAAUAAACCCUACUCGGUCCCCUCUUCUCCUCUCUCUCUCUCUCUCUCUCUCUCUCUCUCAAGCUUCACACUCGUCCUCCCCAUAACUCAUCGCAGAAAUCAAUGGAAGCACCGAAAUACUACCAGCACAGCGGCUACUGUCGUGCAGGAAAUUCCCAAUUCACGACGGAAAUGCGUCAUAACGAUCCCAAAUCCGGCGAUCACUUCUUCAUUGAUGACCUCCUCGACUUCUCCAAUGAAGACGCCAUAAUCAACGAUGGUACCUUCAACUCCGUCACCAGUAAUUCCACCGACUCUUCCACUGUUACUGCCGUCGGCAGUUGUAACUCUUCUUUCUCUGGUGGCGACCUACAUUACUCCGGUGAUAUUGGUUGCCGCAAUUUUGCCGACGCUCAGUUCUCCGGCGACCUCUGCGUUCCGUACGACGACUUAGCAGAGCUGGAAUGGUUAUCGAAUUUCGUGGAGGAGUCGUUCUCAACUGAGGAUUUGCAGAAACUGCAACUCAUAUCUGGGAUGAAGGCUCGCAUCGAUGACGCAUCUGAAACACAAGAAUUCCAACAGGAGAACAACAUCAACAACAACGACAUCAACAACAACCCGAUAUUUCGACCAGAGAUGUCAGUUCCAGGAAAAGCAAGAAGCAAACGCUCACGAGCUGCUCCCAUCAGCUGGUCAUCACGAUUGCUGGUGCUAUCCCCGACGACGUCUUCAUCGGAAUCCGACGUAGCAUCGAGCUCCGGCAAAAAAACAACGAAGGGGACACAGAAGAAGAAAGAGAUUUCGGACAAUGCAGGGAUGAAUGGGGAAGGAAGGAAGUGUCUGCAUUGCGCAACAGACAAAACGCCUCAGUGGCGAACAGGACCUAUGGGGCCUAAGACGCUCUGUAACGCUUGUGGAGUUCGGUACAAGUCUGGCAGGCUUGUGCCGGAGUACCGGCCAGCUGCGAGUCCGACGUUUGUCCUCACCAAACACUCCAACUCUCACCGAAAGGUUCUGGAGCUUCGACGUCAGAAGGAGAUGCAUCAGCAUCAACAUCAACAGCAGCACCAGCAUCAUCUUCAGCAACAAUUCCUGCAUCCGAACACAGUUUUCGACGUGUCGAGCUGCGACGAUUACUUGAUUCAUCACCACCCAGGCUCUGAUUUCAGACAGCUUAUCUGAUCCGAGAUUAGAUUAUAAAUUGAGGUAAGAGUUAGCAGAAUCCCAGUGAAAUUGAGAUGCUCAGGUCUUAGUGAACGAACGGAAUCCUUUUUAGAGAGGGUUUCGUAAUUUUCCUAAUUAGUCGUCUUCUCCUAUGUAAGAGUUCUCAUUUUGUCCCCUAACUUCUCCAAACCAUCGUAGCUUCUUCCUUGUCAGCUUUUAUCUCCGGUUUCUUCUUUCCGCCAAAUUCAGCAAAUUGUGCAAGCAAUUUUUCGUAAUGUAGAGAGGUUUUUUUUACAAUUUCUUCCA